AUGGGGAGUGAACAGAUUGUAGGACAAGCUCUUGCAAGCGUUCUUCCAAAACAUCAGAAAUCUUGGUUUCGCAUACCACAUUUACUUCACCUGAACUUCAUUUUGCUCGUACCUCUUCUGUCUCCUGCCGUUGGUGGCUAUGAUGGAUCUUUGAUGAAUGGUCUCCAGGCCUUGCCCUCAUGGAAAUUCUAUUUCAGAACCCCACAAGGGCAGACCAUGGGGGUGGUCAAUGCAGCCCAAUCCAUAGGCAGCGUCCUUGCACUUCCACUUGCUGGUUUUAUCUCUGAUCGAUUUGGUCGCAAGAAAACACUACUUUGCGGGGUAAUUACAGUGAUCAUUGCAUCGGCUAUUCAAACAGGCGCUGUCAAUCUCGGUAUGUUCAUCUUUUCACGUGUCUUGGUAGGAAUGGGAACCAUCUUAGUUGUCCAGCCAUCACCUAUGCUCAUCAGCGAACUCUGUUACCCGACCCAUCGCGGCAAAUACACGUCGUUGUAUUAUACGUUCUUCUAUCUUGGAUCGGUUGUCGCUGCCUGGUGUACCUACGGAGCCGAGAAAAACCUUGGAAGUUCCGACUGGGCAUGGAGGGGACCAUCCCUUGCUCAAGCGGGCUUUUCAAUUAUCCAGCUGAUUAUGUAUCCCUUCCUUCCGGAGUCACCUAGAUGGCUUAUUGCCAAUGGAUACAUCACAAAAGCGAGAGAGAUCCUAGCCCGGUUUCAUGCCGGUGGGGACUCAAACCAUCCUCUCGUUGAGUUCGAGAUGCAAGAGAUCACAACAGGGAUAUCGUCAGAACACGCACAACAUAAAACAUCUUGGAGUAGCAUGGUGGACUCACCUGGGAAGCGCAAGCGGCUUCUCAUAACAAUAUCUCUGGGUAUUUAUUCCCAGUGGUGUGGUUCGUCCGUUGUCUCAUACUAUCUACCCUUGGUCCUGGAAAGUGUGGGGAUUGAGGACCCGAAAACACAAACACUGAUCAACGGAUGCCUCCAACUGUUCAAUUUCUUUGCUGGUGUUAUGGCGGCAUUUUUGGUUGAUUAUCUCGGACGUCGUGCUCUCUGGAAUUGGGGAGGCAUAGGAAUGCUGGUAUCGUUUGUGAUUUGGACAGCUUGUUCCGCCCUCUUCGAUCAAAAUUCGCAGAACAAUUCUGCCGGCAUGGCGGUAAUCGCCUUCAUCUUCAUCUACUAUUUCCACUACGACAUCGCCUAUUCGGUUCUUAUCCUGUCUUACCCAACCGAGAUCUUGCCUUACUCAAUGCGGUCCAAGGGUCUCAGUAUUGAAUUGGGCGUUAUCUAUGGCUCCCUCAUCGUGCUCUCGUUCUUGAAUCCAAUCGCAAUGGCCAGUUUCGGAUGGAAAUGGUAUUUACUUUUCUGUGUCAUCCUUGUGAUCUCGAUUGUGACGAAUUGGAUUCUUCUUCCCGAGACAAAAGGACGUUCUCUGGAGGAGAUAGCGGAGCUUUUCGGUGAUUCAACCACUGAAGUAAUCCCGAGCGAGAAAGAGAAUAUUCAAAGUGAGGUCAGCCACGUUGAAGAGGCAGAAGUGGUCAAGGAAGGACCCAAAGCUCCACAAAUUUCUUCCUUCCGCAAUUAA
Messenger RNA from Penicillium soppii, 1584 nucleotides. RefSeq names its product general substrate transporter. The transcript is spliced from 3 exons. NCBI's taxonomy places the organism in Eukaryota, Fungi, Ascomycota, Eurotiomycetes, Eurotiales, Aspergillaceae. The record is from RefSeq and is a predicted model, not a curated record. Gene Ontology annotation, biological process: carbohydrate transport; transmembrane transport. Gene Ontology annotation, molecular function: carbohydrate:proton symporter activity. Gene Ontology annotation, cellular component: membrane. The coding region runs from base 1 to 1584 and encodes 527 amino acids.